AUGGCUCAGCCGAUCAAAAACGUUAUGGUGAUGGGUGCCGGAGGGCUCUUCGGCACGCAGGUUUUCGCAGCGCUUUCCCUUGAAUCUUCCUUUACCCUCUCUAUCUUGACCCGCAAAUCCUCCAAGUCUACCUUCCCUGCGCAGUACAAGGUCUUCCAAGUGGACGAUGACUACCCCCUGGGCCAGCUCCUCGAGGCCUUUCAAGGCCAGGAUGCGCUGGUAUCUACGCUUCCUGGGCGCCCUUACUCCGUCCACCUUCGAAUGAUUGACGCCGCUGUCCAAGCCGGCGUUAAGCGAUACAUUCCCACCGAGUACGGCAAUAACACCUGCAUCGCCGCCGCAGAGCUCGUCAGCCUUUACGGUGACAAGGCCAAGGUUGUUGAGUAUCUCAAAAGCAAGGAAGAAACCGGCCUCAGCUGGACGGCCAUACAUACUGGACAGUUCUUUGACUGGAGCCUGGAGGAUGGAUGGCUCGAUUUCCACCUGAAGCAGCAGCGUGUGGUUAUCUACGACUCGGGCAGCAAGCCCUGGUCAACCACCACCAUCGGCACGGCCGCUGCUUCUGUAGUGAAGGUGCUUCUGAAGCCCGAGGAGACUAAGAACAAGCCCAUUUUCGUGGCCUCGUUCACUGUCUCGCAACGCCAGGUCCUGGAAGAACUCGAGAAAGCUACCGGUUCCAAGUGGGAGGUGCGGAAGAUGUCUUCGGCAGAAGCAUUGAAGAAGGCGGCGGAUAUGGACAACGAGGACUACUCGGAGGGUUUGAAGCUACUCAUUUUAAUGCUGCUCUACGCGGACGAUGUGGACAGGGGAGCAGAUUUUGAAAAGAACGGCCUACUGUGCAACAAGAUGCUUGGACUGCCGGCUGAGAACCUGGCCGAGGUUGUUGGACAAGUUGUGAAGCGACAGGCUGCUUGA
Molecule: messenger RNA, 915 nt
Organism: Beauveria bassiana ARSEF 2860
Lineage: Eukaryota; Fungi; Ascomycota; Sordariomycetes; Hypocreales; Cordycipitaceae
Product: isoflavone reductase family protein
Exons: 2
Coding region: 1-915 (304 amino acids)
Molecular function (GO): oxidoreductase activity
Source: RefSeq, a predicted model, not a curated record